CCGGAAGUAAACAUGUGACUAACCUCUGGGGUAAAUCUUAGGACUAUUUUUGCCGGCUAACCACUGGAAUAUCUUUAACGUUCAGAAUGGUUGCAGUUACCGAGACUGGCUCUCUUUAUUCCUCGCCGGUGGCCUUUAUAUACGUUUUUAAUUUGAUUAUUGGAGUUGGAGCAUUGACAAUGCCCAAGGCAUUUGCAAAUGCUGGCUGGCUGAUUGCAUCAGUUCUGAUUGGUGUUUUGUGUUUGAUGAGUUUUAUAACCUCCACAUUCAUGGUAGAGGCAAUGGCUGCUGCUAAUGCCAUGUUACGACUAAAGGCAAGAGAAAAAAGUUUGUCAGCAUCAAUACAUCCUUCUAGUAUUAAUGCAGCUGUAAGUGUUGAUACUGUUGUUGAAAGAGAUGCAUCUCCUAAUGAAUCUGAUGAAGAAGUGCCACUUAUCAAUACGUUGGGUGGCUCAAGAAAGGAGCAUGAUCUCUAUGAAAUAACCAAGCGCGUAGAAAUGGGUCAGAUGGCCAAGCUAUUUUUCAGCAAAUUUGGAUUGCGACUGUUCUACUUCUGUAUCGUUUUGUACCUGUAUGGUGACUUGGCAAUUUAUGCAGCUGCUGUUCCAAAGUCUUUAACCAAAGUGGCAUGCGGAUCUUGGAAUGAAACUGAUUCUACCCAAUCCAACAACAAGCCUUGUCCAGGUUGGGGCUCGGUCACACAAGGCAAUGUUUAUCGUGUCUUUUUAGCCAUUUUCACUGUCACAUUAGGACCAUUUGCAUUUUUCAACGUACAGAAAACAAAGUACUUACAGAUUUUUACCACAAUUAUGAGAUGGAUUGCUUUUAUCCUGAUGAUUGUCCUCGCGCUAGUCAAGAUUGGUAAAGGCCAGGAGGAGCACGAUACUCCUACAGCAAAUUUCUCAGGGCUGCCUAAUCUGUUCGGGGUGUGUGUGUACUCAUACAUGUGCCAGCACUCGCUCCCCUCUCUGAUCACGCCAAUGAAAAACAAGUCGCGUGUCACACUGCUCUUUAUCGCUGACUUCGUCAUAGUCUUGGUGUUUUACGCUCUGUUGUCAUUCACCGCCAUCUUCGCUUUCCGCGCAGAGGACUUGAACGACUUAUAUACGCUCAACUUCAGGAAAACUGCAGGAAGUUUUGUCGGAUAUUUCCUCGCUCUGUUUCCCGUUUUCACCCUCAGCACCAAUUUCCCAAUCAUUUCCAUAACCCUCCGCGACAAUCUAAAGAAUUUAUUUCUCCGUGAAGGACACCCCUACCCCUGGGUAGUGGAUCGGAUCGCUUUUCCACUCGCCACGAUCACCCUACCUAUCUUAGUGGCAUUCAUCACGCAGAACUUGGAAAUACUCGUCGGCGUAACAGGGUCUUACGCCGGCACUGGGGUGCAGUAUGUAAUCCCGGCCUGCCUCGCGUAUUUUGGUAAGAAACAUUUGAUGGAGAUGACCGGUUGCUAUGACAACAAGCACAAGUCUCCAUUCGGAAUAAGUUUCUGGAUCCUGUUCGUGAUUGGCUGGGCGUUUAUCUGUAUAGCUUUAGUGACGACAAAUCAUAUCAUAACCGGAAAAUAACCUGACAGAAUCAUUACCAGAAAUGAAUAAUAUGCUGUGAAAACGAUGGGUGGGCGGGUUUAAGAACAAAUAUAGAUUAUUAUUAUUAUUAUUAUUAUUAUUAUUAUUAUUAUUAUAUAAAUUUAUAAUUAACUGGAAAAUUGAUAGGCUGCUUUAGGUGUUGAGAUUGUGAUAAUUAAGUAAAAACCAGAGGACACAUGGUGGAUAUGAAUAUGAUUUUAAAGUUGCUGAUUUGUUUUCGAUUAAUUGUCGAUCACAGUAAGUGGGUAACGGUUGAUGGUUUUGUCUGAUCAUCCUGGUGAGAGUAGGACUCUUGUUGGAAGAGUCAGGGUUUAUUGUAGAAAUCGGUCGAAGAGGGUCCAGUGGGCCCCUUCAACUUUCAAUGGAGGCCCUUUGUCAAGAAAGGGGGCCAAGAUAGCGGGUACCCAGAAAGGUGUGUAAACUUGACUGUGACAAUGUGUAUAGUCUAGUCAGUGAGAAAAGUAGGAAGAGAAAAGGAAAGCUGCGCUCUUGGGUAAACCUUGGCAGUAGCUGAUUUUUUGACAAAUUGAGAGGAGUGAUCAUAGUCAAGUGAGGAGGUGAUUGUCGGUUGAAUCUUAUUAUAAGUUUGGUUCGUGAAAAGUAAGUGGUUGGUUUUGAUGUGAUUUUAUAGGCUGUUAGAUUCAAAUCAUUGUGACCGAUAACAUUACUUUUCACGUCCAGAGGAAUGCAUACUUACCAUUUUAUUGAUUUUCAAUAUCCAGAAGUUAAAUACUGUUUCACGGGCUUAACUGAAUCACUCCUUUCGUAAAAAUAAAGGCCUAUGGAAUAAAUUAUUUUAUAGUGAUGUUGUAA
Stylophora pistillata is the source of this 2399-nucleotide messenger RNA. Its product is annotated as putative sodium-coupled neutral amino acid transporter 12. NCBI's taxonomy places the organism in Eukaryota, Metazoa, Cnidaria, Anthozoa, Scleractinia, Pocilloporidae. The record is from RefSeq and is a predicted model, not a curated record.